AUGCUAGGUAAGGGGUGCAGGUAGCAACCUGUGGAGACUUUGACUUUGAGUAGGCAAGCAACAGACUUCCACUGCCACCAAAACCACCGUCUCCACCUCCCCUGACCCAGUGGAAGCGAUCUGAUUAGCCAAAGAGGGAGUUUCCGCCCUAUGCGCUUAGCUCGCAGACGCGCACACUUGAGCGGCAGCUGUCUGCCAGUGGUCACUUGCAAAGGGUGACAAAGGUACUCUUUACUCCUCCCCUCUCGUUCUCCAGGUCGACCGCAUAUGAUUUUGCCAUUUGACUUUGUCUGUCAACAACGUAGUUUGCGCGACGCGCUAGAUGGAACCCCCACGUCUAAUGGACGUAGCGUGACCAGUGGGUUCGGUUCUCCACCACCACCACCACCACCACCACCACCACCACCACCACCACCACCACCACCACCACCACCACCACCACCAUCACGUCCCUCUCCUCCUCCCUCCGGUGCUAACAUAUCCGCCCAUCUUCAUCAAAUCAGCAGCAACAGAUGGCAGUGA
Molecule: messenger RNA, 522 nt
Organism: Spirometra erinaceieuropaei
Lineage: Eukaryota; Metazoa; Platyhelminthes; Cestoda; Diphyllobothriidea; Diphyllobothriidae
Source: the annotation of a GenBank genome assembly